CGCUUUAUUUCUUUUUCUUUUUCUUUUCUUCUUAUGCAGUCUAUCUUUGAUAUUCAGAAAGAAAAAGAGGAUUUAUAUGCUAUUCUGAACUGCGUAGACACAAGUUCGCCAGAGCAAAUAAAGACCGAAUAUAAACGUUUAGCACUUAUACACCAUCCUGACAAAUCCCUUUCACAAACAAAAGAGUUUGAGCAAAUCAAAGCUGCUUAUGAAAUUGUCGGCAAUCCUCAAACCAGAGCACUUUAUGAUAAGUGGAGAAAUAGCAGUCUAAUCAUUCCAUUCUCUGAGUAUGCUCAAUUGGGCACACAUGCACAGGUAAAAGAAACAGAUACAAGUUGAUAACUAACACAUAUCGGCAAGACGGUACACUGGCAAUCAUUGCCCACACAAAUGACAUUGACUAAAGACGACGAUACAGACACGAAGAAGAGUCCAUUGAAAAGUAUACGCAUACCCGCAACAGCACAACACUUGCCUACUGUCAAUGUAGGCACCUCAGGAUUCUGGAAAACAAAAAACUAUACAAUUCAAGAAAAACCUUAAUAAAACGAUCCAGAAAUGA
Gilbertella persicaria is the source of this 562-nucleotide messenger RNA. Its product is annotated as dnaJ-like protein subfamily C member 12. The coding region runs from base 34 to 339 and encodes 101 amino acids. Gene Ontology annotation, cellular component: cytoplasm. The record is from RefSeq and is a predicted model, not a curated record. Lineage: Eukaryota; Fungi; Mucoromycota; Mucoromycetes; Mucorales; Choanephoraceae. The transcript is spliced from 3 exons.